AGCAUACAUCAUCUGGUUGCCUUGACAUUGGGAAGACCCCGCUAGCUGGAUGAUACUUCAGAUAAACACAUAUACCUUAUGCAAGCCGGUGCUCCACUUUUAAUGAUCGCAAGGCUGAUUUCAAUCCAACUUCGCGACUUUCUCAUUUCAAGCCUUCUUUGACCACACCAAGGUACUUACUGUAAAGUGGUUUUGAGGUCAACCCUGCAAAAGCAGCUCUAUCACCAUGGCUACCGGCCCAUCCAUCGCCACCGUUUACGUCCGUAAUCUCGAGGAGCGCGUCAAGCCCGAGCCGCUCAAAGAGGCACUGAGGACCGUCUUCUCCGACUAUGGCAGCAUCAUCGACAUCGUUGCCAAGACGAAUCUAAAGGCGAAGGGCCAGGCGUUCAUCGUCUUCGAAAACCCCGACGCCGCCAUGCAGGCCAUCGAGGAGGUCCAGGGCUUCGAGCUCUUCGACAAGCCGAUGCAACUUGCACUUGCGAGAACUCGCAGCGACGCAACCGUUAUGAGCACCGGCAACGAAGAGGAGUUCGAGUACCACAAGCGGCGGAGAUUGGCAGAGAAAGACAAGAAGAAGGCUGCCGAGGCAGCAGAAGAGCAGAAGCGGCUCAAGCGGGUAGGCGCUGCACCGCCCGCCGACUUGGCGAACCUUCCAGCGAAGGCCGCUCGUGGCACGGGUCUCAAGGCUACUGGACCAGCUGCCAACACCGUCGUGCCAGACGAGUAUCUACCGCCGAACAAGAUUCUGUUCGUGCAGAACCUUCCAGACGAUUACGAUGUCGAGGCUUUGACGGCGAUAUUUGGGCGGUUCGAGGGUUUCCGCGAGGUGCGUCUAGUGCCUGGCAGACGUGGUAUCGCUUUCGUCGAGUAUGAUGCCGAGGCAGGCGCCAUUACGGCGAAGGAAAACACGGCGGGUAUGCAACUCGGGGACAAGAUGAUGAAGGUCACCUACCAGAGACAGUAAAGGUGUGCGCAAGCCAUUUUAGAUACCCAGAGCACAGCAGAAUACUUGUUUUCGCCUUCACGAGGUUUGCCGCAAUCGCCAAUUUUAGACAAGUUCUAUCGUCGUAGUGCUAUGAGGCGUUG
Pseudomassariella vexata is the source of this 1086-nucleotide messenger RNA. RefSeq lists its product as uncharacterized. The transcript is spliced from 3 exons. Gene Ontology annotation, biological process: mRNA splicing, via spliceosome. Gene Ontology annotation, cellular component: U1 snRNP. The record is from RefSeq and is a predicted model, not a curated record. Bases 227 to 964 code for a protein of 245 amino acids. Gene Ontology annotation, molecular function: U1 snRNA binding. Lineage: Eukaryota; Fungi; Ascomycota; Sordariomycetes; Amphisphaeriales; Pseudomassariaceae.